UGGAGGUAAUGAACAUGUCAAAGCCUUUUCUGAUAGACCAACAUUCAUCAGGGAACUCAUACAAGGGAGAAUCACUAUGAAUUGAAUGAUUGCGGGAGGUGGUCUGUUGGUGAGAAGUCAACUUUAAAUAAGCACUAUGGAGUUAUCAUGGGGAAGAGAUACUGUGAGUGUAUUGAAAGUGAAUAGUUUCAGAAAGAAGUCACUCCUUCAGCGAAUUUAUAAAGGAGAGAAAACCUUUAACUGUUAUGAAGAUUGGGAAGUAUUCUGCAAGAACCCAAAUUUCUUGCAGCAUCAAGAAACGCAUAUAGGGAAAGAAGUCUAUAAAAUUAAUCAGUGUGCUACUGCAUUUUACAAGAAGCCAAAGCUUCCUACAUAUCAGAAAACAGAUGUAAGAGAAAAACUCUAUGAAUGUAGUGAAUGUGGGAAAACCUUCAGCCAUAAGUCAUCUCUCAUCCUACAUCAGAGGAUACACAGAGGGGAGAAAUGCUAUGAAUGCACCAAAUGUGGGAAAACCUUUGGGUAUAGGUCAGGCCUCGCAGUACAUCAGAGAACACACACAGGGGAGAAACCCUGUGAAUGUAAUGAAUGUGGAAAAAAUUUCUGUGAGAAGUCAAAUCUCCAUGUACAUCAGCGAACACACAGAGGGGAGAAACCCUAUGAGUGUAAUGAAUGUCAGAAAGCCUUCAGUGAUAGGUCAGCUCUCACAGUACCUAAGGGAAUACAUACCGGGGAGAAACCCUAUGAAUGAAGGAAUUUCUCCCAGAAGUCAAACUUCAUUAAUCAUCAGAGGACUCACACAGGAGAGAAACCCUAUGGAUGUCACAAAUGUGGAAAAUCCUUCUCUGUGAAGUUGAAACUGAGGGAACAUCAGAGAACACACACAGGAGAGAAGCCUUAUAAAUGUAAUGAGUGUGGGAAAACUUUCUACCAUAAAUCAUCCCUCACAGUACAUCAGAGAACCCACACAGGGGAGAAACCCUAUGAAUGUAACCAAUGUGGGAAAACCUUCUACCAGAGUCAUUCCUCACAACACAUCAGAGAACACACUAGGGAGAAACAGUACAGGUGUAAUGGAACCUUUCACCAGCAUCUCGAUUUCAGUAAACAGCAGAGAAACAGCACUAAGAAGAAACCCCUGUCAACAUCCUGAAACCUUCACCCUCUUGUUGGACUCAUUGCAUAGCAGAAACAACUUGGGACUGAGGUGGGGGACCCAGUAUAUAUGAGAAAUCUUUUGCCUAGAAGUGACAUUUCAUUGAGUAACAAAUAAUAUUUGAUAACUUUAUUAAUAUUUUGAAGAUGUUACAGUGUCAAAAAAAGUUUAAAAAGGAGGCCUUUUGCAGAAUAUGUAUAAGUAUGCUAUGUAGAGAAACUUUUCAUGAUAGGUUUGCUUAUUGGAAUGCAGCAUUGUAGGAAGUAUAUGUAUAUUUGCUUAAUAACUCAUAAAGUUUUUAUUUCAUAAUUUUAAUAUGAAUAUGAAGUGUAUAAGUUGUCCCAUACUUAAUACCUAUGUAAUUUUUUGUUUUAAUUGAAAUUUUUAUUGAGAUAAUUGUAAAUUGUAAGAUGCAGUUGUAAGAAGUAAUACAGAGAGACCUCAUGUACCCUGUACCCUGUUUCCCCCAAUGGUAACAUCUUGUAAAAAUACAGUACAAAUAUCAGCCAGGAUAAUGACAUUAUUGAUAUAAUCCACCAAUUAGUUCAGAAUUUCUCAAUUUUAUUUGUACUCAUUUAUGUGUAGGUAUAUUUAGUUCUGUGCGAUUUUAUCACAUGUGUAGGUUUAUGUAUCCACCAUUGGCUGUGGCAUCUGUUGACUGUGUUAUCUAUGACCACAGAUAUUUCAUGAUAUUCAGGGGUUAUUAGUUUCUCCGGUAUUAUAAUUAUGUUUUUCAAAAGAGUCUCUAUAUUUUAGAGAUAGAAAAAUAACAUAUGCUGCAGCAUUCAGAUAAUUGAAAUACAGGCAACAAUACCAUGAGCUUGGAGAUAUAUAUGUAUUUAAUUGGAUCAUCUGUUCUUUCAUUUCCAGGAUUUGUUUUUAUAACUUGUAUAUUUAUUUGUUGACUACAUUAGGUUACAAAUACUUUCUCCUAGACUGUGGCUUAUCUUUUAAUUUUAUUUAUGCUAUAUUAUACUGUAUAGAAGUUUUAAGUUUUGAUGCAAAUAUAACAAUCUUUCUUAGGUCUAGAAAUUCUUUUCUAGACUGAGGUUGCAAAGAUAUUCUUCCAAAAGACUGAAGUUUUGCUUUUCAUGUUUAUAUUUUUAAAUCUGUCUGGAUUUUUUUUUUUUGGCGGUACGCGGGCCUCUCACUGUUGUGGCCUCUCCCGUUGCAGGGCACAGGCUCCGGACACGCAGGCUCAUCGGCCAUGGCUUACGGGCCCAGCCGCUCCGCGGCAUGUGGGAUCUUCCCGAAUUGGGGCACGAACCCAUGUCCCCUGCAUCAGCAGGUGGACUCUCAACCACUGCGUCACCAGGGAAACCCUGGAAUUUUUUUUUUAAUGGUAUAAAUUAGUGAUCUACUUUCUUUUUUUUUGCAAAUGGAAAAGUCAGUUGUCUCAGGGCCACUUUUGAAAGUCUGUAUAUUCGUUUUCCAGGGCUGCAGUAACAAAGUACCACGAACUGGGUGGGUUAAAAUAAUAGGAAUUAUUCUUCCAGUUCUGGUGAUUAGAAGUCUGAAACCAAGAUGUCAGCAGGGCCAUGCAGUCUCUGAAGGCUCACGGGGAGAAUCUCUUCCAUGCCUUUCUCUCAGCUUCUGGUGGUGGCUCUCCAUCCUUGGUGUUCCUUGGCUUACAGCUGCAUAACUCCAAUCUUUGUCUCCACUGCCUCAUGCAUUCUCCCUUCCUGUGUCUAGGUCUCUGUGCCCCUUUUGGAGCCAGCAAGGCCAUGGCCCUGUCUGCUUGCCCAGAACCUCAGGCGCAGCCUAGUUGCCUCAAACCUAGCUCCUGCCGAUGCGCAGCACACACUGGUGGAACUGAGCAAAACCCUGCACCCACCCCUAUCCCCCUGCCAAGGACAAAGGCCCCUCCAUAUCCCCUGCCUCUUAUUUACAAAAAAGUACUAGAUCUAUGGCUAGCACAAUUUCAAGAACUUGGCCUUAAGAGAACGGGAUUAACACUGUUGCUCAUAAUAAUCUGUAUCUUUGUGGGCAUCAAAAUAAUCAUAGCUUGUUCUGCCCGUAUAUGUAAAUGGUCAACUACAAUUGUCAGUAAAGACAUACUACAGACCCGUGUCGACAUCUUCCACUCUAAGUAUAUGGUGCCCUAUGUCAGCAUGAAGUUACAGAAGACAGACCUUCGACCAUAAUCCAAUAAAAAUGGAAUGAUGUUCUGACAAGUGGGGAUUUGUAAGCAGCUUUUGGCAGGAAAAAGCUCUUUGCCGGAAAGAGCUCUCUGCCAGAGGCCGCUUUUGUCUUGUCACUAACCUUAAACCAGGUGCCCCCAUGCUCUACUUAUCUCUGGCCCUAUUGAUCACAUAAUACCUUGCCUAAUCUGUUGGUUCUUUCCAUAGAUCAAAGAAGUAGAAAUGAAUAAGUAAUUAACACAUGACCCGAUCUCUUCCCUAGCUUCCCCUUCAGUAAUCUUGCGAGAACGAACUGUGUGAACAAGACAGUAUUGAAAGAAAGAUCAUAAGAAGUCAACAAACCUGCAUGAUAAGCCUGCAUUCAGUGGGGGAUGGCGAUGCCUCUGACCUCCUAUCUCAAGGAUUAACUGAGAUUACUUACCUUUUCCCUUUAAGAACUUCUCAUGGCUGAGCAGAAUCUUGGGAGGUGGUUUUUGGGGAGUCGACCAUCUCCCCAGCAUUCUGAUUAAAAGCAACUUUCCUUUCUACCAA
Orcinus orca (killer whale) is the source of this 3825-nucleotide messenger RNA. RefSeq names its product zinc finger protein OZF-like. Lineage: Eukaryota; Metazoa; Chordata; Mammalia; Artiodactyla; Delphinidae. The record is from RefSeq and is a predicted model, not a curated record.